GGGCUCCAAAACUUUCUAACAUCUCUCUCUCUUUCGAUUCAAAGCCCUAAAUAAUCAGAAGAAGAAGAAGAGAAAAGAUGGAGAUGGCUCCAAAGUGAAUCGGAAACUGUGUGUCCGAAUUGAGAUUAAUUUCAACUGUUUCUUGGAAAUCUAAUAAAGAUUGAUAGACGUUGCUCCCUCCACCAGUGGAAGGAAGGCUGGUCUCUGUGAAGGCGUGAUAGAAAUAUUCUUACGCAGACUCAUUUCCAACCACCUUUACUGUUGCGCCACUUGUUAGAGUUCCCGGCAAUAGUAUUUUUUUGCUGAAAAUCUUGCAUGAGAGAAAAAUGGAUGGAAAGUUGGAAAUGUCCCUCGAUAAGCUACCUCUCAAGCGCUUGGAAUCCAUCGAAGAAAAUGGCUUCGAACGUUUUCCUACUGAUAUUGGAUAUGAUGAGAAGCAAGUGUCGCUAAUUCGACGAAUAGAUUUUGCUUGGGCGGUGGAGAAAGAAGACAAGGAGAAGAAACAGAAGAAAAAGCAGAAGAAGAGCUCCAGAGAGAGCUCAUCUACAACAACACCAUGGCCUUGGCAAAACAUGGUGGAGAACUUGCACUUAGCUCAUCAAGAACUCUCUGUCAUUAUUGAUCUUAUCAAUACGGUUGAAGCUAAUGAUGCUGUAACAGUAGCUGGGAUGACCAGGCCAAAGCCAUUACCCAAUGAGAUUCUGGCUGACCUUGCUGUAUCAACAGCAACCAAGCUACAGUGCUACAGGAAUCUUGGUAAAUAUUUUAAGCAGUCUGCCAAAGCUUUGGAACAGCAAGUUGCCAGGGAAGCAAGAUUUUAUGGUGCUUUAAUCAGAUUACAGCAGAACUGGAAAGUCAAACGGCAGCGUGUGGCAGCAAUUGCUCCUGGAAAUGAAGGCUUCAUGAUUGAUCUUUUUGAUAAUUCAUUAUAUGAUUCAGUUGCAGUAUUCCAGCCAUCUUCUCUGUCCACAAUUCGCAUCGAUCAUGACUCAGACGGCAUGCUAGCCAUAAAUUUACCUUCAAAAUCCUGUCAUUCUCUUGUUUUUGGUUUUCUCAGUGGGCAUUCUAAUGUUCCAAAGAAAUCCAAUAAGACUAAAACCCAUGGCUCACUCAAGAAUCCAUCUAAAAAACCUGAGAAAGAAUCUUUAAGUGAUAACGAAUGUGUGAAGGAUACACACUUACUGCUUCGUAAGGUUCAUCGAACCAUUUUUGAUGAACAGGUGUUUGAUAUGGUGAACCGUGGUGCAGUUAACCAAUCAUCUGGACUCAAUGUUACUGGAAUACAAGAAAAUUAUCUACAAUUGUGCAUAGGUCCUGGCAUUUCUAUAUUUAUAUCCAUUGUGCCAUCUGAUCAGGGUGAUCAAGCAAUUGAUAGUGAAGGCCCGGAGAACUUAGAAUCUGCAGUUGUACCUUUAGACUCGUUUGACGGAGUGAAGUUAGCUGAAGAAAAGCACAACAGUCUUACUAAAAAGCCUAGAUUUCCUAACUGCAUUACUUAUGAAAUAUAUCUCAAACAGAUAUUUCAUGAGUAUGUAUUUGUAGAAGCAAAGGGUAGACCUUCUUUCACUGGUACUCGCAUGCCUGGUCAACCAGCAAAUGAUGGAUCUGGUCUUCUCAGUCAUUUCUGUUUGUCUCUCUCUCAUAGAAUAAUUUCGAACAAAGUUCUUAUGGAGUUGGAAAACGUGGUUUGCAGAGUGCCAUAUCUUCAUUUGAUAUCUCACCCCACUUGGCAUUCUCGGUCAUCUGCAUGGACAAUCUUUAUGAAGAUUCCUCCAUCCAUUCUCCAUGCAAGCUCUCAAACCCGGACGCCAGACAUCCAAAACAUGAAGAAUGUUGUUAAAUCAGAGUUUUGGACUAAGGUUGUGGUACAUGAUGAUUGCAUUAACAUUGAAGCAGAAGGAGCUCCUAAUGUUGUUGGACUAUUUAAAGACAGUUCUGAUGAUAAAUGUUCUACCAACAAAUAUGACUGCAACUUGGAUGAUCUUCCUGUGAUAAUCCUGCAGCAGGUUGCAAGCCAGGUUAUUCGCUGGCUUCAUGAGGAAGCACUUGCAGUGGGAAUAAAAGCAAACCGUGACUUUUUGUGUUUGUCCUUUGAGUUGGAGCAGGGUGAAAUUCUUAACCUCGUGGCACACGUGGACCCAGAAGAUACUCAAGGAUGCAUCUCCUGGUGGUUGACAAUGGAAGACGGUUUUGCAGAGGAGAAGAAACUUCAUAUGAACAUUGCGGACGGUGCAUCCGAAUACAGGAAGUUCUUGGGAUAUUUACCGUUGGAUGUGCUAUACUCAACACUGAUGGAUUUAGUUAGUUUGUGUGGUGGUGGGAGCCAUUGAGAAACCACGUCUUUCUUGACUGAUUAAUUGAAGAGACUUUAGAGACCACACUAUUGUGCAUAAUUUUGCAUAAAUCUGAAUGGUAGAGAUGGUCAUCUCCAUGGUCUAACGGAGUGAAAAUAUAACCUUCCAUGAUUCCCUGCAAGCAGCCACGAAGUCCAAUUCAUGUUUGUUGCUAGAUUUCGUAGAAUAAUCUUAUCGACCUGUCUUUGCCCUGUAUAAUUUGAGCUUACAAGUGUCUGGAAAGAUUUUAGCUUACUAGUUCUUUCUUGUGUUGUGUAUUUUUUUUUAUAUUUUUCCAAACAAGCAUGAGAAAUCCCACAAGUAUUACUGCAACGGAGAAGAAGAUCCAUGUGGAGAGCGGGAAAUAGGAGAGACAGAUUGACACCGAUGGUCUCUGAGCAUUGAUGCUGAAUUCUGGCAAUCUCUUGAUAAAGAGUUCCUUGGAGCGAAUUGAAUGGCUAAUCAGCAUCUGCUGAAUCUUGGGGUUUUUUUAACGUCUAGAAAAGACUUUAUUGAAGAAAAAAAACCAAAAAAUUGUUCCCCCGUGUUUCUUUAUAAAGUUCAAGGUUUCAUGUAAA
This is a messenger RNA of Populus nigra (black poplar), 2911 nucleotides long. RefSeq names its product mediator of RNA polymerase II transcription subunit 17. Gene Ontology annotation, molecular function: transcription coregulator activity. The record is from RefSeq and is a predicted model, not a curated record. Gene Ontology annotation, biological process: regulation of transcription by RNA polymerase II. The coding region runs from base 327 to 2330 and encodes 667 amino acids. Gene Ontology annotation, cellular component: mediator complex; core mediator complex. Lineage: Eukaryota; Viridiplantae; Streptophyta; Magnoliopsida; Malpighiales; Salicaceae. The transcript is spliced from 9 exons.